Racocetra persica is the source of this 1029-nucleotide messenger RNA. NCBI's taxonomy places the organism in Eukaryota, Fungi, Glomeromycota, Glomeromycetes, Diversisporales, Gigasporaceae. The record is from the annotation of a GenBank genome assembly.
GAAGCAAAUGAGUUCAGCACCAAACAUUUAUCCGAAGGCAAAAAGGAAAACAAGAGACAAUUAGAACACUUAAUCAAAAAUAAAGUCAAAUUUGCUCUCAAGUUUGAACCAGCCAAAAAGGCUUUUUAUCAACUAGUUUUCCAAAAAAUAAAAAACCAAGUUAACCAUUUAAAAAGCCAACUUGGCACUAUUCAAAACCAAUUAUCUCACCAAGAACGGAUAUUCGCUCGCAUAGAAGUCCGUCGUCAAGGCCGCAAACUUUUAACUUGCGAAUAUAAAAACCGUCUUGGUUGCCUAGCAGUUGAAUUAAAAUUUCAAGGAACUUUUAAUAAGUCUGAUUAUUUACAAGAAUUUUCCUGCGGCAUUUGUCAGCAAUAUAUUACGGAGCAGGAUAUUUGUCAGAGCAAUUAUCGCCUUUAUGUGAGUGAUUAUGCUAAUGAAGUUGAAAAAGAUGAGUUUUUUUCUGAGCGGUUAGGCAACAUCACUACCCAACAAGGUCACGCUAAUAUUGGCAACGUUGCUGAAGAUAAUGCUAACUUUGGUUAUAGCGUUACUACUAUUACUCCCCAACCAGAAAAUAUUUCCCAGCAACCCAAUGAACCAGUAAACCAGGAUCAACAAAUAAAUCUGGAAGAACAAGGCUUAGCCAGUGUGGAAGAAUCAAUUUCUGUCCUCCUCGUCAGCAUUAUAGCAAUAAAAAUAACUGAGGCUACUGAACGAGCCAAAAGAAAAAUCAAGGUCAAUAUAGACUCCAUUACUGAUAGCAAAAAAAGACGCACUUUUCGUGAUUAUUUUGGUGGUAGUUUGCCACUAACUAGAACUCAGCAAAAAAAACUACAAAACCUAAAAAGAGGCGAAGGCAAACUCUAUCAUAUAUUAAAGAGAAAAGGAAUUAAUCUGGAUGAAGAAGGACUAAGAAAUAGUGCUACAAUUGCUGGAGCGGCAUUGUCAUUUUUUAUUCCACCGGUAGGAAUUCCCUUAGCCAUAGGUGGAGCAGCAACAUCCUUAGGAACUUCUUUUUCUCAGUGA